This is a messenger RNA of Photinus pyralis (common eastern firefly), 1027 nucleotides long. Its product is annotated as E3 ubiquitin-protein ligase TRIM37-like. The record is from RefSeq and is a predicted model, not a curated record. The coding region runs from base 290 to 1012 and encodes 240 amino acids. Gene Ontology annotation, cellular component: aggresome; peroxisome. The transcript has 4 exons. Gene Ontology annotation, molecular function: ubiquitin protein ligase binding; ubiquitin protein ligase activity; zinc ion binding. NCBI's taxonomy places the organism in Eukaryota, Metazoa, Arthropoda, Insecta, Coleoptera, Lampyridae. Gene Ontology annotation, biological process: protein autoubiquitination; negative regulation of centriole replication.
AGUAAAAUGGUUGCUUCUCAGUUGCUCAAUUCAUAAGUCUGACUACGAAUACAAAUAAAUACAAAAUACCAUUCCAUAAGUAAAAUAUGGCUAAAAGGCAAUAUUUUGUAGCGCUUGUGACUAGGAAUCCUUAAUUUAUAAUGCAUUUAAAGGUACAAAAUUGAAUGGUGUAUAGUAUUUUAAUAGAAAUUGAUCUAAUUGGCGAGAAUACCAUUGUCUAAUCAAUAAUGAAUAAGUAGCGGAAUAACAACAGUCUUUAAAGUGAAGAAGUGAGCACGCUCUUUAGAAAAUGAGUGCAAGAAAUAAAUCGGGAAAUAAACAGGAUGACCGCAGCGUUGAGACGUUGGCGGAGGUAUUUCGGUGUUUUAUUUGUAUGGAAAAGUUGAGGGACGCUCAUCUGUGUCCGCAUUGCUCAAAAUUAUGCUGUUACAUUUGUAUCAGACGAUGGUUAACGGAACAACGGUCGCAGUGCCCACACUGCAGGGCGUCAUUGCACUUGCACGAGCUGGUAAAUUGCAGAUGGGUUGAGGAAGUUACACAGCAGCUGGAUUCCUUGCAGGCUGUAAGUGGGACACGUUGUGAGGACAAUGAACGAGACAAGGCAAGGUGCUCGACUCAUAUGGAAAAAUUGUCUGUUUAUUGCUGGACUUGUCGAUGCUGCAUUUGCCAUCAAUGCGCCCUAUGGGGUGGAACGCACUCCGGGCAUACAUUUAAACCGUUAGAGGAAGUUUACGAGCAGCACGUCACCCAAAUUAAAGAUGAAGUGGCACAGUUAAGACGACGUCUAAUGGAACUUAUUAGUAUUGUACAGGAAGUGGAACGGAACGUCGAAUCGGUGCGAUCGGCUAAAGACGAUCGAGUUAGAGAAAUUCGUAAUGCCGUAGAACUGAUGAUUGCUCGACUGGACUCUCAGUUAAAAACAAAACUGCUCACUCUUAUGGGACAGAAAGAUUCCCUUACUCAGGUGUGUAUUUUUUUAUGGACCUCCACUAUGUUCGAUGUUUCACAUUAAAUUAAUUCAACAUUU